AGAAACGUCAAUUCAGUGCAAAAUACAACAAUAAUAAACACGAUGAAAUUAAAUCGAAACGUUUUGAACGUGUAAUAAAUCAAGCCAAAAUGGAAUUAUUUAGAUCAGAGUCGUAUUAUAUAUUCGUUAGAAAUGAAUCAAGUUUAUGGUGGAACAGACUAACAGGGGCUUUCUCAGUACGAUCAGCAUGGGAUCUGUCUGAUAUUGAAGAUAUAGAAUGCCUGGGCAUCACGGAUGGGAUCGUAGGGAAGGUGGAACACUCCAAUAUAUUCGAGCCUCGUCUAAUGAUUAUAAAGGAGAGUUCUCCAGUAGGCACAAUAUAUUUCCACCACUCAAUUAAUAAAAUCAAGUCAGUAUGUUUUUUGAAUAUGGGGCCGAUAAACCAGGAGAUAGAGCUGUGCCCUUGCACGAAACACGGAUCUCUGAACCCCGUAUCGAGUUCUAAUAAGUCAUUGAAUAAGAAGAUGGGAACUAGGCUGUUUGAGAACUCUGCGUUCCUCAAUAAAACUGUUGGUGCUGUGAAGAACGUUAGCAACACCAUAAAGACGACCACGCAGCAAGCUGCUACCCAGGUAAAACAAUCAGUCAAAAAACAACGAGACCCAAAACUCGACGAGCGUUUCGAAAAACGCCUCACCGAUGAAUUAACGAAAAUCUUCGAUGACUCCGAGAGUUUCUACUACUCCCGGACCUUGGAUAUCACGAACAGUCUUCAGAGACAGUAUGAGAUAGAGAAGCUACUGGAAUCUGAGGCUGGAACUGGGAAGCCGGUGGUGGAUAUCACGAAGUGGUGGAAGCAUGUUGAUGAUAGAUUCUUCUGGAAUAAGUAUAUGCUGAAGGAUAUUAUUGCGCUUGGGAGUCCAGACUGUGACCAAUGGAUCCUGCCCAUCAUCCAAGGUUACGUGCACCUCUCACAAAUCGCCGUGGAACCGGCAGACGUGAACCCUCUGAAUACAGAGUCGUUAUCCAACAGUAGCUCGUGUGAUGAGACCUUUACUUUGGGGCUGAUCUCUAGAAGGUCGAGAUAUCAGGCUGGGACUAGAUACAAUCGUCGAGGCAUCGAGCCGGGCGGCAAAGUGGCCAACUACGUGGAAACUGAACAGAUUGUGUCCAUCAUAUGUUCUGAUAGCAUACACCGAGCUUCCUUUGUGCAGGUGCGUGGUUCCGUGCCUAUAUUUUGGAGUCAACCCGAGUACAAGUUCAGGCCACCGCCACGUCUUGAUCGAACCGAAGACGAAUCUCACUCAGCCUUCAAGAACCAUUUCAAAGAAGAGAUAAAGACAUACAAAAACGUUUGCAUAGUAAACUUAGUGGAGCAGCAAGGCAGAGAGCGCAUCAUAUGGGAGGCGUACGGUAACCACGUGCUGCGGUACAACAGCCCUGACGUCAUAUACGCUACCUUCGACUUCCAUGAGUACUGUCGAGGCAUGCAUUACGAAAACGUGAGCAUACUGAUCAACGCGUUAGCCGAGGUGAUAGGCGAAAUGCGUUUCUGUUGGCGCGACGACCGCGGCCUCAUAUGCACGCAGAACGGCGUCUUCCGAGUCAACUGCAUCGACUGUCUCGAUAGAACUAAUGUUGUACAGACGGCCAUAGCGAAGUACGUGCUAGAACUGCAACUGUGCCGCUUGGGGCUGGGCACCCCGGGCUGCGGCCUGCCGCCCUCCCUGCGCCAAGCCUUCCUCACCAUGUGGGCGGACAACGGCGACGUCAUCUCGCGACAGUAUGCCGGCACUAAGGCUCUGAAGGGCGAUUACACAAGAACGGGCGAAAGAAAGUUCACAGGACUCAUGAAAGAUGGCGUUGCGUCCGCAAACAGAUUCAUCAUCCGCCAUUUUAACGACGCCAUAACUCAAUGUGCCAUAGACAUUUUGCUCGGACAGCAAGUCAAUAUGGCUACCGUCGAAACUUACAACAGUUUUUGGCGGGAUUUUAAGACAGCGUCAAUGAUGGUUUUCGAAAAUAUGGACAGUGAAAGGCCAAAGUUAGAAAUGAUGCCGAGUUACUUUGGUCACACGUUGACUAGCGAACUCUUGGGCGCGGAAAUCGCUUACGGGAUGGGGAGAUAUUACUUGUCAACGUUCAAAGACGCUCUCCGUCAAGUCGCAAUAGACGUGAUGACGGGCGAGUCUCGGUCCAUACCGGACCAGUUGAUAGUGCCUGAAGGCGGACGCUGCACUUCUGUCAAGGUUCUUAUGUUCAAUGAUCAAGCGGAACCGGAUACGGCGGCGAUGGCUCAACACGUCAAAUCGUUGAUCGACGACUGCAAGAAAUUGCUCGUUGACACAGAACCUAUAUUGGGCUCCUGGGGAUUGAUUGAUGCGGAUCCCAAUACUGGCGAUCCUCACGAAACGGAAAUGGACAGCGUACUAGUACUAACAAGCGAGGCGUACUACGUGGCCGACUACGACGAGACGUCGGACCGACUGCUCGGAGUGCAACGAGUGCCGCUGCGGGAUGUCACCGCUAUAGAACUCGGACCUUUUGACGCUAAUUGUACCACGAUAUUCAACGUGGGCCGCAAGAACUCGUCGGAGGCGAUCUACUGCAUCCGCAUCAGCUACUCGUGCGGCGGCGAGGCGGGCUACUUCCACAUGUUCCGCUCCACCACGCUGCGCUUCUUCAACAACAUGGCGGUUGUCAUCAACACUAAGGACGAGAUGAUAGAAUCUCUUCACUCGAUCUGCGAAUCGUUGAUGGUCGCCCGCGACGUUGCCAAACUUCCGCCGGUACCAUUCCACGACGGAGUUAAAUUGGAGAAGAAGAAAUCUAAGGUCCACCCGGGACAGACAGGUAACGCCCGUUCGUCGCUAUACCUGGACCUGUCUCGCCUACCUACACUCACGCGCAACGUCAGCGAGACGCAACUCGUCGCCGAUAUACGCAGUGUUGGAUCCAAAGCCCUGACCAACAUGACGGAACAAUUCAGCAAGUUGAACAAACUGAGUCACUCGCUAAACGCUCGCGCGCGUCCUAGUCUUCAGCUCAAAUUCGACCAGAGCGCCUCUCGAACCAAAAAGAUCUUCACACUCGGACAAAAUAAGGACAACAAGAAAAAAGGCAGCCUUUCUGACGGCAUGAGCUCCGACUAUUCCUCGGACGACGAAAAUAGAACUAACAUCUUCGAACCGACCCUAGAUAAUUUCGAAAACACCCAACAUUAUAUUGGAAAGCCGGGACAGAAAACUGACGCGGAAAACGACUGCGAAUUAAUCCAGAAUCCUUUGUAUUCUUCUAAAAUUGAACCGCAUGAUACACAGGUCUUCAUUCCUUCAGAAAUAGUGACUAAUGUUGAGAAACAAGCUUCUAAGACCCCUAGUAACGUGAACAAAAUCAAUCCGUUUAACAUUGACGCUUCUAAGACCCCAGAAAUUCACGUAGAAGGGGCUUUCUCGAAGCCAGCCCCGCCGAAUUCUCUCGUCUUAUCUCAGAAGCUUUCGCAUAGCUCCAACGAGUUAAAUUUCGAUGAUACGCAGUCAGAAGGGGCUAAUUUCCACGUCAGGUCGAAUUCUCAGCAUGAAAUUACACUGAAUAUAGCUCAGUCGCAUAGUGAGUCGGCUAUAAGGCAGUUUAAGAACAUUACAAGUCCUGUUGGAAGCGCUACAAAGGAGAUGGUACUCUCGCCUUUGACAAAGUUGGCUAAGGGAGUCCAGAAUCUUGGCGCUAAUUUGGAUCCGAGGAAGAUCAAGGCUGCACCCGCAGUAAAGCAAAUAACCGAACAGCAAUACGAGGAACACAGAAAAUUGCAGGAAAAAUGGCGCGGUUGCAGCACCAGACUCGUCGCGCUCUAGAGUUACCAUCACCAACACAGUGUUGCCAGGUGAAAAUAAAUUCCCCCAUUCUUGUCCAAAAAAGCCGCAUACCCAGUGAUAAUAUCUUUUUAAUUUAUUUCAACUUUGUGUGCACAAUUUUGUAUUUAUAUGUCGUAGACUUAGUCUGCAUUGUACAGUUGACUCGUAGAUCGCGUAUUAUGAACGUUUUCAAACCAUUCAGUAUUUAGUAAAGUAAUUAAUGUAGAGUGUUAAAUGAUACGAAUAGUUUGCAGGGUUGAAACGUACGGUCCUUUAGUGCUAGGAAGUGUUUUGUAAGACAGUUUAUGGUUAAAUACAUCUUUGUAACUAUUAUGGGAGGAUAGCUAGCUCUAUGGCAUAUGUUUUUUUAUUGCGUUAUACUUGUAUUGCGUGGGCAAAUAUUACACAAAGUAAUCAGUUUGCAACUAAUGAUUUCCUGCUAAUAUUUCUAGUAUUCGUUUUUUAAGUAAAUUAAACUGACAUGUUUCAUUUUUAUGGAGUGAACACCUCUAUUUUAUUAUCAUAUAUUUUUAAACAUUUAACUUAAAUUAAAAUUAUUUUGCACUAUGAACUAGCUAUUCUCUCUAAGUAGUAUUUUUAUAUUCGUCUCACACUGUUAAAUCUUCCUAUAAAAACUAAAAGCAUGCUUUGAUUACCUCAAUACCGAUGUAUUUUCUUCAUCACAUUUUAUAUGAAACUAAAACAUGCUUCAUAGAAAUGUUACAGUUUUUGAGAGCCAGAGCUCUAGCACAUAACUCAAAAAUAAGCGACUGCAGUACAAGACCUGUACUGUACUAUAAGUUUUCACGAAAUUUACUAACUGAUGGUUUUUGGAAUAACAUUAUUAUGAAAACAUAUAAAUAAACUUAUAACAGCAA
Messenger RNA from Helicoverpa zea (corn earworm), 4669 nucleotides. It is a transcript of the gene sp3, whose product is annotated as phosphatidylinositide phosphatase SAC2. Gene Ontology annotation, cellular component: clathrin-coated endocytic vesicle; early endosome. The record is from RefSeq and is a predicted model, not a curated record. Gene Ontology annotation, biological process: phosphatidylinositol dephosphorylation; regulation of endocytic recycling. Gene Ontology annotation, molecular function: phosphatidylinositol-4-phosphate phosphatase activity. Bases 90 to 3791 code for a protein of 1233 amino acids. The transcript has 19 exons. NCBI's taxonomy places the organism in Eukaryota, Metazoa, Arthropoda, Insecta, Lepidoptera, Noctuidae.